GUCUCAGGGCAGCCCACAGGAACACCACAACAAUGGCUGCUGUCAUUUCCAGCAUUCUCUAAGGACCCCUCAUCCUCCUCAACCUCUCAACCACUCUGCCCUGCGCUCUGAAACGGCGCAGUCAGCAGAACCGGACUGAGCUGCCCUGAGAUGUCGGGCACCAUUCCCCCCCCCCCCCCCCCCCCCCCCCUCGCUGCUUAAGAGCCUCUUGAAUCGUUCCGUGAAAGGAUUCUAUUGAUCGGCAGGCUCCUCCGAUCCAGACAGAUAGUUCAAUUGAUCUGUUAUCUGCCUGGGUUGAAAGGGGGAAAUUGCGCACACACAGCAAUAGUCAGGGAAGACUUAAUACGAUGGUUGUUUUGUAACGCAUGGCCAUAGAGGAAGUCUGUAUGUUUUAUUUGUUAUUUGUUUAGGGUUGUUUUCCGGGGGGGGGGGGGGGGGGGUUCUUUGGAACCCAGUGAACUGGGUCUGAGGUCUUGUGUCGUGUUGGUCUUGUCCCCAUGUGUCCAGCAACCCAAAGCUACGCGACUUCACCUCCACCCCCCCUCCCCAGAGGAACGGCUCGGGAGGGGGGGCACACAGGCGGCGCCAACCCCUCAGGGCUGUGCGUGGGGACCCCCGGGGCCGGACCCAUGGGGCCCAGUCCUCACAUGAUGCGCAGAGGUACAAAGAAACCAGCCCCCGCCCCUCCUAAACCAGCUAACCCCCCUCCAGGCCAGCCCAGUAACCCCUCCCCAGGCUCCGCCCAGUCCCUAAGCCCCUCUCCCCCGGCCCGUCUCCAGCCACUCCCCACCUCCCCCACGGCCCAGCCCUGCGCCAUCCCCAGACGCCACUCCAACAACCAGCCCCACAUCCAGGCCCCCAACCACCCCCCUCCCCAGCCCCCCUCGCAGGUCAGCCCCCCCCCCCAGCCAAGAGCUCUCCCCCAGCCCCAAGGGGACCCCCUCGGGACGGAGCCCUCCCCUCCAGACACCCCCACCCCACCAGACACCCCCCCGCCGUCCUCUGCCCCCCAGGACAGCCCUGGCGCCCCCUCAGCCACGCCCUUCCAGUCAGGAUCCCUCCCCAGGCCGCGGCCGGUGCCCAAGCCCAGGAACAGGCCCAGCAUCCCCCCUCCUCCGCAGCCCCCCCAACCCUGCCGGCGACACCAACGGCCUCUGCAGCACGGCAUACAAGAUCAUGGGUUAAGGAUCGCUUGUGACAGAGACCCCGCCCUCUCCCUGAAGGGGUUCACCAGAGCCUUCGUCCCUGACUUCGCUGUGGACCAGCAGCCAGUGGCGGCCGCCCCCGUGCCCUCUCACAGAGACUCUGAGCUGGACACUGAGAGCACCGUCCUGUGAGGAGGGGGACGCGCUCGGCUUCAGAAUCAAGCGCACCUUCCUGUCCCCCCCCCGCCCGGUCCUGCCUCUUCCCUCCUCCGCCUGUGUCCCAGCACCACCCUCCGCCCCUUGACUGCCACACCUCAGCUGCUCGCUCUCUCUCUCUCUCUCUCUCUCUCUCUCUCUCUCUCUCUCUCUCUCUCUCUCUCUCUCUCUCUCUCUCUCUCUCUCUCUCUCUCUCUCUCUCUCUCUCUCUCUCUCUCUCACACACACAGACACACACACACACACACUGCAGCCCUGUUUCAGCUCCUGCUCCAGUCGUGUACUUGAUAGCUGCCACUCUGUUGCAUUGACAAAGCCAACGCUGAAGCUUUGUUUAACUGGAUGACGCACAGAAAUUAAGAGUUACAGUAAAGAUGCAGAGAGAAAUGGAACUAUGUAUUUGGAUGGGAUUGCACCUGGAAGGGACAUGGUGUGGGUUGGCAACUAUGGAUUGACAAGACCAGUAGUGGUAUGAGGUGAUUUUGAUAUUGUUUAUUGACCAAGGCCUUAGAUUAUGAUAUAUAAUAACUUUUUUUUCUUUUUUUUUCUGUCUCUCAAGCACAGGAAAUGUGUUGGAAAUUGUAGAAACCAAAAAAAAAGAAAAGACAAACAUGUCUGUUUCUGAAAGUGUAGCUGGUGACUGCAGGUUUCCAGUCAGAUCAGACCACUUCCAUACCUGUUUUUUAUGAAACUCCUCCUUUUCACCUGUUUUUUUUGUAUAUGUUUCUCUUCCAAAAGACCCAUUCCCUGUGGCUUGAGUAAACUGCAGUCUUUUGGAUCAUGCCUUACUGUGUUAGCACUGCUAGCAUACAGUACAUGCUAGUAGUGGUAGGAUCCUUGUGUUACCCUACAUGCUGUAUGUUCUAGCUUUGUAGGCGAUGAAUAUUUUGCCUUUCUAUUUGUCAUGUUUACUCUGAUGUUGCUGGGGCAUUAAAAUGACUUUGAGUGAAUGUAGGGAAAGGUGAUCUGAAGCGCAUAUACACGCUUUUUUUUUGUUUCUUCAUUUAAGCUGAUAGCUUUAGAAUCCCUCAAAAUGAUUCAAAAUGCCAUUGAAAGCAUCUUCAGGAGAGCUUCUUGGUGAACAGGUUUCCAUGUGGAAGACUCUCCUUUCUAACACUCUGAGCUGGGUUUACAAGCAUUGUAAAAUCUCAGUGGUGAGGUGGUGUUAGAUUGUCCAAGGCCAGCUUUUUUCUAUUUGUGUGUGUAAAGUUUUGCUUUUGCCUUGAAUAUAAUGCAGGGAUAGGUUGGUGAACCGCCCGCUAUGGUACCAAUAGCAACGUCUUGGAUGCGUUAGUUGUCCUGGAAAUCAGUUCAUUAUAUGUACUGUUUUUCAGCGACAAUCAUGCCUUUAGUCUUGCUGGUAUUUCCUGCCCUCUAUCUCUCUCUCUCUCAUACCUCGCUGCCUUAUCCUUCAGCAUAGAGGACUCCCUAGUGAGGCACCAAGAAACGAACAAAUGCCAUGAAACUAGAGACAUGAAGACAGUCCUGCAUUUGGAGCUCGGUCGUUUUAUAUGCAGAUUGUUGAGCUGAUUCAUGAAAUAAAAAUGUAAUAUGAAUGCUUGGUUAUACUCCUUUCCAAAGAAAAUAAAAUAUAAGAAUAAAAUGGAA
This is a messenger RNA of Osmerus eperlanus (European smelt), 2969 nucleotides long. RefSeq lists its product as uncharacterized. The coding region runs from base 498 to 1337 and encodes 279 amino acids. The transcript is spliced from 4 exons. The record is from RefSeq and is a predicted model, not a curated record. Lineage: Eukaryota; Metazoa; Chordata; Actinopteri; Osmeriformes; Osmeridae.